Molecule: messenger RNA, 3704 nt
Organism: Talaromyces proteolyticus
Lineage: Eukaryota; Fungi; Ascomycota; Eurotiomycetes; Eurotiales; Trichocomaceae
Product: mRNA 3'-end-processing protein rna14
Exons: 6
Coding region: 215-3295 (1026 amino acids)
Biological process (GO): mRNA 3'-end processing
Cellular component (GO): nucleus
Molecular function (GO): mRNA binding; protein binding
Source: RefSeq, a predicted model, not a curated record
AGACAUCAGGAGCUGCGUCUCUGCUGCGCUGUCCAUAACAACAACCCUUAUUCUCAAAUACCAUGCUUUAGCCCUGUAUAUCUAUGAUAACCCCCUGGAUAUCCUGGCAUUCGCGCUAUUCGCACUAUCAAACCCCACUAGCUGCGACCAUCAAUCCACAUCACAUUCCUGAACAGUCCUCGCCUUAUUCGCAUUCGAGUGCGCUCCUUCGAUCAUGGCCGAGGAGGAUGCGGAGCAGGCUUUCUUCCAGGCCCAGGCCAUGAGUAACGAGUAUGAUCCUUGUGGCCCGAUUCACGGGGCUGGGCUGUCUGAUUCUGAAGACUAUGACCCAUCACAUCCAAUAAAUGAUGAGUACUCAACUUCAAUAGCAGAAAAUAAUCAGAUUGAUGAUUACGUUGAAAACAAUCCUACUUCCGCUUCCUCGUCUAACCCCCAAAUCUCCUACCAGCCUGAAGAUAGCAAUUCCCAUGCCCAAGCCCCUUUGCAAACACCCCAACCUCCAUCCAGACUUAAUUCGCAAACUUCUGAACCCACACCUCCGUCUGCAUCUCAUGUACAGCAAACGGCCAAGAUUACAGGCGGCUUUGUGGUGGACGAUGAUGAGGAGGAAGAAGAAGAAGAAGGAGAAGAAGGUGGAGAAGAUGACAAGGAUGAAGCAGAGUACGAACCGCCUGGGGUACUUGGGGCCUUCAACGACAUUGGGUCUGUUUCUGCAAGCAUGUCUGAACGUCCUUUUUCUGAGAAUGCAAAUGAAACUGUUUUUACAUCUGGUGUAUCAGUACAACCGCCUGCGCCUCAAGUGGCCAGUUCCAAAGAUGUUUCUAAUAAUGCUGUUUCUUCUCAUGCUGCUUUUGUUUCAAUGUCAACCGGCCAGAACCCGUACACUGAAGUGUCCCAGCCAGCAGAUAACCCAGAUAGCAAUGUUCCAACGCCAGUGCCUUCGGCGUCAGUUCCUAUUUCUGCGUCACGCUUGCCCCAUGAUCGUGUGGGCUUGUUGGAAGAUAGAAUCAAAGAAGAUCCGCGCGGUGAUAUUGCAGCGUGGCUGGAAUUGAUUAGUGAACACCGGAGUCGAAACAGGCUUGACAAUGCCCGCGAGGUCUAUGAGCGAUUUUUUGGAGUGUUCCCAUCUGCUGCAGAACAAUGGGUUGCAUAUGUGAACAUGGAAUCGGAAAAUAAUGAGCUGCAACGCCUAGAACAGAUUUUUAAUCGUACACUUCUGAGCAUACCAAAUGUGCAGUUGUGGACAGUAUACCUUGACUACAUCCGUCGACGACACCCAUUGACAACGGACACUUCUGGCCAAGCACGACGAACCAUUUCUUCUGCCUAUGAUUUGGCUCUCACGCAUAUCGGGAUGGAUAGGGAAUCCGCAUCUCUAUGGACCGACUAUGUACAAUUUAUCAAAACAGGUCCCGGCAAUGUCGGGGGAACAGGCUGGCAGGACCAGCAGAAGAUGGACUUGCUGCGUAAAGCUUACCAAAAAGCUAUUUGUGUCCCCACUCAUUCGCUGAACACACUAUGGAAAGAGUAUGACCAAUUUGAGAUGGGAUUAAACAAGUUGACGGGCCGAAAAUUUUUGCAAGAGCGAUCACCAGCUUAUAUGACGGCUCGAAGCUCUUACACCGAGUUACAAAAUCUCACUAGAGACCUAGACCGCACAACGCUUCCACGGCUUCCUCCUGGCCCAGGGUACGAUGGAUAUACCGAAUUCAAACAGCAAGUCGAGUUGUGGAGAAGGUGGGUUGCUUGGGAGAAAACCGAUCCUCUCGUGCUUAAGGAAGAAGAUCUCUCUGCCUUUAAGAAUCGAGUAUUGUUCGUCUAUAAGCAGGCAUUGAUGGCGCUAAGAUUUGUUCCGGAUAUCUGGUUCGAAGCUGCCGAAUUUUGCUUUCAGAAUGAUAUGAAUGCUGAAGGAAAUGAGCUGCUUAAACAAGGCAUAGAGGGUAACCCCGAAAGUUGUCUCUUAGCAUUCAAACGCGCGGAUAGGUCAGAGAUCGAGUCAGAGUCAGAACAAGACCCUCAGAAACGCGGUGCAAAAGUUAGAGAAUCGUAUGACAAGCUAUUGGAUGCUCUAUACGCUCUUCAUACGAAAUCCCGCGAGCGAGAAGAGCAGCAAAUUGCUCGAGUCAAAGAUGAAUUCGCUAACGCGGAAGAUGAUUAUCAGCCAGUUGCUGAUGAGGAAGACGAAGAUGAACGUUCCCGCGAGGCCAAAGCCAAAGAAGCCCGCAAAGAAACUCAAAUCAACGCGAUCAAAAACUCACAUUCUACGCAGCUUAUUACUAUCUCUAAACUAAUCUCUUUUGCCUGGAUUGCUUUGAUGCGUGCUAUGCGUCGUAUCCAAGGGAAGGGCAAGCCUGGAGAGCUUGCAGGUUCGAGGCAAGUGUUCGCUGAAGCUCGCAAGCGGGGACGCAUUACCAGCGACGUCUAUAUUGCCAGUGCCUUGAUUGAAUAUCAUUGCUACAAAGACCCAGCCGCUACGAGAAUUUUUGAACGUGGAGCUAGACUGUUUCCAGAUGAUGAGAAUUUUGCCCUCGAAUAUCUGAAACAUUUAUUGGAUAUUAACGAUGUGACCAAUGCUCGGGCUGUAUUUGAAAUGACCGUUAGAAGGCUGUCCACCAAACCAGAAAACAUUCAUAAGACCAAGCCAAUCUUCACCUUUCUUCAUGAAUACGAAUCUCGAUAUGGUGACUUAGUUCAAGUCACUAACCUUGAAAGUCGAAUGCGUGAGCUCUUUCCCGAUGAUCCUACACUUUCUCAGUUUGCACAUCGUCAUGCAACUCCCAACUUUGAUCCUACGGCUGCUCAAAUCAUCAUUUCAACCUCUCAAACCCGUCCUAGAAGCAUCACUUCAGUAGAGCAGCCGGGCUCCAUGCAAGGAACUCCCUCGCGUUACUUAGAUGUGCCUUCCACUGAUUCGCCAAAACGUGCCUAUCCUACCGACGAUUACGAUGAUGAUGGCAGCCGGCCGCGAAAAUUUCUACGUGCCGAGUCUCCUCUGAAAGGAGCCCCGGCUCGUCGACCUGACCAACUGAAACGUCCACCACAAAGCAACGGUAGUGCCCUUGGUGGAGCACAAUAUUGGCCUCAGCCAUCGGCAGCUCCGUUACCGCGCGACGUUGUCCAACUUCUCAGCAUCAUUCCUCCUGCAUCAGCAUAUACCGCGGUGCGAUUCUCAGCAGAGAAGCUGGUUGACGUGAUACGUAGAAUUGAUAUUCCAACAUCAACAUCCCAACUCCGACCACUCGCACAGCCAACGCAUGCUGCUAUGAGUUCGCAGGCAUAUGGCAGUGGCUUCUAAUGACUUGAAUCUUCACUCAAAACGACUUGUACAUUAUUUGCACGGUAUGAGCUAAUAUUGUUCCGCUUCCUUAUCCAAAAACACGGUCUUCAUUAAGCUCGAUCCUUAAUUUGAUGCGUUGAAUGCAUGGCCUGCCAUGGGUUUGCAAGUAGGCACGGCGCUUAGAUCUAUUUCUGGAAAUUUCAAUUUUUAUCAUGUACAGGGAAAAGGCCAGUGAGCUCAAAUGAGAAUGCUUUUUGUGCAUCAAUCCUAAUAUUUGAUAAUACGUUUAAAAGAUUCUAAGUGUACACAACCGUAGAUUAAGAACACGGCAAAAAAUAUCAUAAGUAGCAGUUCAACUUUCUCAUAGAUACGAUGCAUAUAAUGUCCAUAACCGAAAACAGUCUCUCUGUGUUGAUGAAUAUUAUCG